UAAGCCUUUACCUUUUCAGAUUAUUCUGCUGCUGAUUGGAUGCUUAGUAUGUGUAUUUGGACAGUGUUUCGAAGAUGUGGAUUAUGUGCCGACGAAGCAUAGACUACUCUCUGGAAUGGAAGAUUUCUUUGAGGCCUCGAAUCGAUUUAGCAUCCGCAUGCUGCAUGCUUUAAACAACACAAGAGACACAUUUUUUAGCCCUUUCAGUGUUUGGUCAUCUUUAAUAUUAGUGUAUCUUGGUUCUAAAGGCUCCACCGAAAAGGAACUGGAAGGAAUUUUAGGAUUUCAUGGCAUGGACAAAAAUAUCGUAGCUCAUAGCUAUCAAUCGCUAAAACUGUGGUUUACAUCCAGAAUCAGAACAUCUUCAUCAUCAUCAUUUAGUAUGGAUAAUAAUUUAUUUUUUCAAAAAGACAUAACGAUUCGGACUUGUCUAUUGCAAUUCAUAGAUGAUGAUUUGGCUUAUGUUGAUUUCCAGCAAAAUCCAGAGUUGGCUCGUGUCGCCAUCAAUUUUCUAAUCCAAAAGCAAACUAUGGGUAAAAUUAAAGAGCUUCUUCCACCUUACAGCAUCAGAAGUUUUACAGAGUUCAUAGUGACAAGCACAAUGCAUUUCAAAGGACCUUGGAGAACACCUUUCUACCCUUUAGCAACACAGCCAAAGCCAUUCUUCAUUUCAAACAUAGGAUAUGUGAUGGUGGAUAUGAUGGUGACACGAGACACUUUCCUGUACGCAUCAAGUGACGAACUGCAAUGUACAGCCGUAGAACUACCCUAUGUUGGUAGAUCUUUGACAAUGGUGAUAAUGCUUCCAAAAAAUAAAGCUCAUGGCGUCCAAAUUCUGAGCAAUUCAAUGACUGCAGGAAGACUACAAGCUUUAACAGAUGAUAUGUUUCCUCAUGAAGUCGUCGUUGUCAUGCCAAAGUUUCAGCUGGAAGACAGUUUUCAGCUGUCAUCGACGCUUUCAAAACUGGGCUUUAGAGAUUUAGUGACGGGCACAGUUAAUCUUACAGGAUUUACUAAAAAUAGAACAUUGCAGGUGGAUGCUAUUUAUCAUAAAGCGCACGUGGCAGUCGACGAAUAUGGAACUGAAGCAACAGCGGGGACAGCUACGGCUGUUUCAAGAAGUACCAGACCAACAAGAAUUUUGGAUUUUAUUGUUAAUCGUCCAUUUGUAUUUUUUAUUCGAGAGAACAACUCUGGGAGCAUACUUUUUAUAGGAAUUGUUCGUAAUCCGAAGUAUUCUAGAGUAAAAAAUUAAUUUUUAGAAUCUUUAAUUACUUACAUAGACAGGCUGAGAAUAUUAGUAAAUUUAUAUUUUACAUAAAAUCAAUUAAAAAAUACACAUUUCUUAAAGGAAAUUGCGUUUAAGGCAAAUCAACGAUAGAAAGUAAAUUUUAAAGAACUGAAUUUUUUUCUGUUUUUGGAGAUAAAUUUUUAUGAAAAUUAAAAAACAGAUUUAUAUCGAAAAUAAUAUUAAUAAUCGCAUUUAAGGAUUCGACUUUACUGUUCUAAAUAAACUUCAUAUUUAUAACAUUGUGAUUAUACAGAUAAUUUUCACAGCAUUUUUCUGUAAUGGACAUAGGUGUUUGUUAGGCAAUGCAAAAUGGUUUGCAACAACUUUCUGUGAUGAUUAUAUUUCCCUUUCAUACAAACAGUUUACGUGAAAAUUCUGUUACGAUAAAAUAAUACCUUGAAACGGUUAAAAUUAUAACUUGAUGCAUAAAUAAGUUAACUACGCGCAUAAGGCUUUAUAAAUUAGAACAGCCUACACGAGGUCGACGAGUACAUGUCGGUUACCUUGGCAAAUUAGAAAUCUAUACGGAGAUAGUUCCCAAUGCGUCACUAAUUGUUUUUAGCUGCUAUUUGUAAACAAAUACCAGAUUUUACGCAACAUGUUUUUACGUAAUACUAGCAACUACAAUGCCAGCCUUCGUCUGGCUUUUAAAUGUACCGGAAAAUGCCUGAAGGGAACACCAAACGUUAAAUUUAAAAACUGCGCAGAAUUUUACUCUGCAGAACAACUUCAAAAAAAAAA
Messenger RNA from Stegodyphus dumicola, 2032 nucleotides. RefSeq names its product leukocyte elastase inhibitor-like. Gene Ontology annotation, molecular function: serine-type endopeptidase inhibitor activity. The record is from RefSeq and is a predicted model, not a curated record. Lineage: Eukaryota; Metazoa; Arthropoda; Arachnida; Araneae; Eresidae.